CGCCUGGCGCGCCCCGAUCAGCGGCCGCAGCCCUGGGGCUCUGCCCUCUGCCGGCGUCUGACUCGCGGAUCCCCGCCACCGGGCACUCAUGAACACCUCCCGCGUCGGCGCGCUCCUGACCCUGCCCGUGCUGCUGCAGCUGGCGGCCGGGGGCGGCUCGCCCUGGUCGGGCGCGCCGCUGAGGGGCUGCCCCGCGCACUGUCAGUGCGAACCCGACGGCAGGAUGCUGCUCAGGGUGGAUUGCUCCGACGUGGGGCUCUCGGAGCUGCCCACCAACCUCAGCGUCUUCACCUCCUACCUAGACCUCAGUAUGAACAACAUCACUCAGCUGCUCCUGAAUCCCCUGCAUAGCCUCCGCUUCCUUGAGGAGUUACGUCUUGCUGGAAAUGCUUUAACAUACAUUCCCAAGGGAGCAUUCGCUGGCCUUUACAGUCUUAAAGUUCUUAUGCUGCAGAACAAUCAGCUAAGACAGGUACCCACAGAAGCGCUACAGAACUUACGAAGCCUUCAAUCACUGCGUCUGGAUGCCAACCACAUCAGCUAUGUGCCCCCCAGCUGCUUCCGUGGCCUACAUUCCCUGAGGCACCUGUGGCUGGAUGACAACGCGUUAACAGAAAUCCCUGUCCAGGCUCUCAGAAGUUUAUCAGCAUUGCAAGCCAUGACCUUGGCCCUGAACAAAAUACACCACAUACCAGACUAUGCCUUUGGAAACCUCUCCAGCUUGGUAGUUCUCCAUCUACAUAACAAUAGAAUCCACUCCCUGGGAAAGAAAUGCUUUGAUGGACUCCACAGCCUAGAGACUUUAGAUUUGAAUUAUAAUAAUCUUGAUGAAUUCCCCACUGCCAUCAGGACACUUUCCAAUCUUAAAGAACUAGGAUUUCAUAGUAACAAUAUCAGGUCGAUACCUGAGAAAGCAUUUGCAGGCAACCCUUCUCUUAUAACAAUACAUUUCUAUGACAACCCCAUUCAAUUUGUUGGAAGAUCUGCCUUUCAACAUUUACCUGAACUAAGAACAUUGACUUUGAAUGGUGCCUCACAAAUAACAGUAUUUCCUGAUUUAACUGGAACUGCCAACCUGGAGAGUCUGACUUUAACGGGAGCACAGAUCUCAUCUCUUCCUCAAACCGUCUGUGACCAGUUACCUAAUCUCCAAGUACUAGAUCUGUCUUACAACCUAUUGGAAGAUUUACCCAGUUUUUCAGCCUGCCAAAAGCUUCAGAAAAUUGACUUCCGACAUAAUGGAAUCUAUGAAAUUAAAGCGGACGCUUUCCAGCAGCUGCUUAGCCUUCGAUCUCUAAAUCUGGCUCGGAAUAAAAUUGCCAUUAUUCACCCCAAUGCAUUUUCCACUUUGCCAUCUCUAAUAAAGCUGGACCUAUCGUCCAAUCUCCUGUCGUCUUUUCCUGUAACUGGGUUACAUGGUUUAACUCACUUAAAAUUAACAGGAAAUCAUGCCUUACAGAGCUUGAUAUCAUCUGAAAACUUUCCAGAGCUCAAAGUUAUAGAGAUGCCUUAUGCUUACCAGUGUUGUGCAUUUGGGGUGUGUGAGAAUGUCUAUAAAAUUUCGAAUCAGUGGACUAAAGGAGACAAUAGCAGUUUGGAUGAUCUUCAUAAGAAAGAUACUGGAAUGUUUCAGGCUCAAGAUGAGCGUGACUUUGAAGAUUUCCUGCUUGACUUUGAAGAAGACCUGAAAGCCCUUCAUUCAGUGCAGUGUUCACCUUCUCCAGGCCCCUUCAAGCCCUGUGAGCACUUGUUUGGUAGCUGGCUGAUCCGAAUGGGAGUGUGGACCAUAGCAGUUCUGGCACUUUCUUGUAAUGCCCUGGUGACUUCAACGGUGUUCCGCUCGGCUCUGUACCUUUCCUCCAUAAAACUGUUAAUUGGGGCCAUCGCACUGGUGAACCUGCUCAUGGGCAUCUCCAGCGCUAUGCUGGCGGUCGUGGAUGCAUUCACCUUCGGCCGCUUCGCACAACAUGGUGCAUGGUGGGAGAAUGGGGUCGGUUGCCAAGUCAUUGGCUUUCUGUCCAUUUUUGCUUCGGAAUCAUCGGUUUUCCUGCUUACUCUGGCAGCUCUGGAACGUGGGUUCUCUGUGAAGUGUUCUGCAAAAUUUGAAAUGAAAAUUCCCUUUUCUGGCCUGAAAGCGAUCAUUCUAUUCUGUUCCCUGCUAGCCCUGACCAUCGCCACGGUUCCACUGCUGGGCGGCAGUGAGUACAACGCCUCCCCAUUUUGCCUGCCUCUACCCUUUGGAGAGCCCAGCACCACAGGCUACAUGGUGGCUCUUGUCCUGCUCAACUCUGUUUGCUUCCUCAUCAUGACUAUUGCUUACACCAAGCUCUACUGUAAUUUGGAGAAAGGAGAUCUGGAGAAUAUGUGGGACUGUUCUAUGGUGAAACACGUUGCCCUGUUGCUCUUCACCAACUGUAUCCUUUACUGCCCCGUGGCUUUCUUAUCCUUCUCUUCUCUGCUAAACCUCACCUUCAUCAGUCCUGAAGUCAUUAAGUUUAUCCUGCUAGUGAUUGUCCCACUUCCCGCAUGUCUCAACCCCCUUCUUUACAUCCUCUUCAAUCCCCAUUUCAAGGAGGAUCUGGGGAGCCUGGGAAAGCAAACCCACUUCUGGAUGAAAUCAAAACAUCCAAGCUUGAUGUCUAUUAACUCGGAUGAUGUUGAGAAGCAGUCUUGUGACUCAACCCAAGCUCUGGUCACUUUCACCCGUGCCAGCAUAGCCUACGACCUGCCUUCCAAUUCUGGAUCGUCAUCGGCUUAUCCCAUGACUGAAAGCUGUCAUCUCUCAUCGGUGACAUUUGUCCCUUGUCUCUAAUUAGUCUAUGAGGGGUAAAGUUUUCAAAAGUUGGAAACAUGAAAUGUGAGAUUGAGGACAUCAGAACAGUAGCUAAGAGCUGAGCUGAAACUUGGUUUAGAAACCAAAUAAGCAACUUGUUAAAGUGGAAACGCUGAUACCUAUUAAUACUUGACAAUGAAAACGUAAGUCUAAACGCUGCUUACAUCAUUUGUUCAGUUAGGGGAUAGAUUGUUCACAUUAUAUAGAUAAGCCUGGAUAGACAAAGCAGAUUGAAAUGGUCUUCAGAAAAAGAUCCUCCUUGAUUUUAAUGGCAUUUUCUUUCAACUCAACCGAAGUUAUGAUUUAGGAGAACUCAUGCACUUACAAAUUGGUUUGAUUUAAACUCCCAAACUCCUUAAAAGAUGGGUUAGCAAGGUUACAAAAAUAAAGGUUUAAAUAGCGUAUAUUACUAAGUAAUGUUUGUAGUCUCUAGAAUUUAUUUUUAAUGGCCACAUGUUGGUAGUUCAUGCCUGA
This is a messenger RNA of Dipodomys ordii (Ord's kangaroo rat), 3307 nucleotides long. It is a transcript of the gene Lgr5, whose product is annotated as leucine-rich repeat containing G protein-coupled receptor 5. Gene Ontology annotation, molecular function: protein binding; protein-hormone receptor activity; G protein-coupled receptor activity. The transcript is spliced from 18 exons. The record is from RefSeq and is a predicted model, not a curated record. Gene Ontology annotation, cellular component: membrane. NCBI's taxonomy places the organism in Eukaryota, Metazoa, Chordata, Mammalia, Rodentia, Heteromyidae. The coding region runs from base 89 to 2812 and encodes 907 amino acids. Gene Ontology annotation, biological process: G protein-coupled receptor signaling pathway.